Messenger RNA from Helianthus annuus (common sunflower), 1558 nucleotides. Its product is annotated as monooxygenase 1. Bases 122 to 1444 code for a protein of 440 amino acids. Gene Ontology annotation, molecular function: FAD binding. The transcript is spliced from 6 exons. Lineage: Eukaryota; Viridiplantae; Streptophyta; Magnoliopsida; Asterales; Asteraceae. The record is from RefSeq and is a predicted model, not a curated record.
GAUUUUCUUUGGGUGGAGUGCCAGCAUUCUUUUAUAUAAUCUAACAGCGACCCACUAAUGGAUCUAGCCAAAAAAAAAAAGAACAAAACAAACACUUACCCUCACUAACAAAGAUAUCACCAUGUAUGACGAAGAAGUGGUGAUAAUAGGGGCAGGGAUCAGCGGGCUAGCGACGGCCCUCGCCCUUCACAAGAAAGGGAUCAAAAGCGUAGUAAUGGAGAGAUCAAAAAGUCUAAGGAAUGAUGGAUCAGCUAUCGGAAUCCGGCCAAAUGGGUGGCGAGCCCUGGAUCAGCUUGGCGUCGCGGAUAUCCUUCGUCCCACUUCUAUCCCUUUACAAAGAGAAAGGGUCGUAUCGCUUGAUGGAGGGAAACAACAAGACAUCUCAUUGGUCCAACGGGUCAUCCACAACAAUUGCUCGGCACCAAGGGGACGAGAUUUUGUCUUUGGCAGAUUAGGGUUUGCCAUUCAGAAAGGGGUGGCGGCGCAGCUUGUUGCCCGUCUACCUUUUGUUUUGAUGUACCAUUGCAUUGGCGAAACACGUUGCUUGCUAAGGAAGGAUGUUAUAGACACUCUUUAUGCUGCACUUCCACCCACCACCGUUAAGUUCAGUUGCGAACUUGAAUCUAUAGAAUUAGAUCCACUUACUACUAAACCAGUUCUUAGGUUCAUAGAUGGAAGCACAAUUACUACAAAGGUUGUAAUUGGUUGUGACGGUGGCAAGUCGAUCGUUGCUAAUUUCCUUAAACUCAAGCCUACAAAGAUGUUCACGGCGUCCACAAUUAGAGGCUUAACCAACUACCCACAUGGUCAUCCCUUCGACCUCGAGUUUACAAAGUUUAAGAAAGAUGGCAUACUUGUGGGUAGAAUUCCGAUUGACAAUAACAUGGUUUACUGGUUCUGUUCGCAAGCAUCCAUUUCUAAAGAUGAAGAAAUUUGGAAAAAUCCCGAGGUAAUACGACAACACACCAUAGAGUUGCUAAGCAACUAUCCCCAAGAAUUUCAAGAAAUGGCUCAAAAUGCAGACAUGAACUCAUUGUCUUUUACACACUUAAGAUAUCGUCAUCCAUGGGAGCUGCUAACGGGGACAUUUUUUAGAGGAACAGUGACGGUUGUUGGCGAUGCUAUGCAUGUCAUGGGUCCCUUUUUGGGACAAGGUGGGUCUGCAGCUCUAGAAGACGCGGUUGUAUUAGCUAGAAAUAUGGCUCAACUAGGUUUAAACCAUGCUGAGAGCGGAAGUAAAGUCAUUGUCCAUAGAGUUGGGAAAGCAUUUGAUCAGUUUGUAAGACAAAGAAGGACCAGAGUAGUUCGACUAACACUGCAAGCUUACCUUAUUGGCAUGUUGGCUACUUCUUCGCGUCUAAAGAAGAUAAUAUGGAUCAUGUUAUUAAUUCUUCUAUUUCCAAACCAGAAUAGUCAUGUGGAUUAUGAUUGUGGUGAUCUUUGAUGUGUUCAAAGAUAUUUAUGCUUGUUUAAUUAAUAUUGCAAAGAUAUUAUAGUAUAGGUGCAAAGAUACAAAUGAAUAAUUAAGUUGUAUAAUAUGAUUACAAGUUUGGUGAGA